AGAGUAAAAAAGUGAGGUUAAGUUUAAUUUUGCUUUUACGUAACACUUGAGAGUCCAGGGUAAAAUUUGUCAAAUUUCCCGUGUGACCCGCUUAUAAAUACUCGAAUAAGAAUGUUUCGUAACGCCCUAUCCCGUGCCCAAAUGGCCAUCAAACCUGUAUUAACGAGAAAUGUGACCACAAGCAGUAAGUUGUUGAGCAAAGCAUCCACAGAGACAGACGAACAGUUCGACCAGAGAUACGAAAAAUUCUUUAACCAAAAAGAUCUUGACGGUUGGGACAUCCGUAGGGGGCUCACGGAUCUUUGGGGCCACGAUUUGGUACCGGAACCAACCAUCUUGGCAGCAGCUUUAAGAGCAUGUAAAAGGGUCAAUGAUUAUGCUCUUGCAGUUAGGCUGCUUGAGGCAGUGAAGGAUAAAUGCGGCGGCAAGGAGAGUGAAAUCUAUCCUUGGGUUAUCCAGGAAUUGAGGCCUACAUUAACCGACUUGGGAAUCAGCACCCCCGAGGAAAUGGGAUAUGACAAGCCUGAAUUAUACACUCAAUCAGUCUUUGACAUGUAGGUGGUUACUCUAGUCUGAUUAUUGUUAGAACUUACCAAAGAAAUCUCUCUGAAUAUUUGUCUAGUCAAUCAUGUCUGGUUCACUUUAUUUGUAGUUACAAAUAAAUAUGUUUUAGUGGUA
Anthonomus grandis grandis is the source of this 678-nucleotide messenger RNA. RefSeq names its product cytochrome c oxidase subunit 5A, mitochondrial-like. Gene Ontology annotation, biological process: mitochondrial electron transport, cytochrome c to oxygen. The record is from RefSeq and is a predicted model, not a curated record. The transcript has a single exon. Gene Ontology annotation, cellular component: mitochondrial inner membrane. The coding region runs from base 112 to 558 and encodes 148 amino acids. NCBI's taxonomy places the organism in Eukaryota, Metazoa, Arthropoda, Insecta, Coleoptera, Curculionidae.